UGAAAAAUAUAUUACAAUAAUUUAUAAUAUAAUAAUUUACAAUAAUCAUUAUAUUCAUAGUUAUACUGAUUAAUAUAAUUAAAGUUUUAAGAAAUUUUGCAACAUAUUAAAAAUAUGGAUACAUUCAUUUGUAACAAGUGUUUUGCAACAACAAAUAGAGGAAAAAAACCAUUUUGUUUAACUCAAUGUGGUCAUAUAUAUUGUCAUGGAUGCAUACAACAAGCUGAAAAACAAUGUCCUCAAUGUGAACAGAUCGAUAUUUUUUCCGUUGAAUUACAACAACCAUCAUUGUCAAAAGUAGAAAAUUUCUUUGUUCCACUAAGUGAAUCAUUGGAAUCAUUACAUAAAAUAUGUGGUUUUCAAAAUAAUCAAAUGAAAAUCAUGAUGCAACGCUUUUAUGAAAUUGUGCAGUUUCCGUUUUUUUCUGUUUUAUUCUUCUUAAUAUUUUAA
Apis laboriosa (Himalayan honeybee) is the source of this 450-nucleotide messenger RNA. Its product is annotated as RING finger protein narya. Gene Ontology annotation, biological process: reciprocal meiotic recombination; protein sumoylation; homologous chromosome pairing at meiosis. The record is from RefSeq and is a predicted model, not a curated record. Lineage: Eukaryota; Metazoa; Arthropoda; Insecta; Hymenoptera; Apidae. Gene Ontology annotation, molecular function: SUMO transferase activity. The transcript has 2 exons. Gene Ontology annotation, cellular component: synaptonemal complex. The coding region runs from base 115 to 450 and encodes 111 amino acids.